Leptosomus discolor (cuckoo roller) is the source of this 1644-nucleotide messenger RNA. The record is from RefSeq and is a predicted model, not a curated record. Lineage: Eukaryota; Metazoa; Chordata; Aves; Leptosomiformes; Leptosomidae.
CGGCAGGCGCCGGGCCGCAGCGUCACCCCUGUUCGUUUGUCCUGCAGGUUUCUACUGACCCGGUUAAAAGAGUUCUGUGGAGAGUUUCUGAAGAAGAAACUCAACCUCUCCAACUGCGUGGCGGUUCACAGCUUAGCCCACAUGUAUUCCUUGAAUCAGCUGGCCCUCAAAGCUCAGGACAUGAUCAGGAGAAACUUCCACAAAGUUAUCCAAGAUGAGGAGUUCUACACGUUGCCCUUUCAUCUCAUCAGAGACUGGCUCUCAGACUCGGAGAUCACAGUGGAUUCUGAAGAAAUCCUCUUUGAGACUGUUUUGAGGUGGGUUCAGAAAAAUCCCGAGGAAAGAGAGAGGUACUUUGAAGAUCUCUUUAAGCUGCUUAGAUUGUCCCAGAUGAAACCCACGUAUCUUACUCGCCACGUCAAAUCUGAAAGGCUGGUAUCAAGCAACGAAGCCUGCGUUAAAUUAGUGUCAGAAGCUGUGGAGAGUCACGCCUUGCGGUCCGAGAACCUGCAGUCUGGUAAUCUACAACAUUCCGCGUGUCCCGUGGCAUUGCUGCCGCGUUUUGGACAAAACAUGGACGUCAUUAUGGUGAUUGGUGGUGUGUCGGAGGGAGGAGAUUACUUGAGUGAGUGCGUAGGGUAUUUCAUCGAUGAGGAUAGGUGGGUAAACUUACCGCACAUCCAUAACCAUCUCGAUGGGCAUGCUGUUGCUGUGACAGAGUCUUAUGUUUAUGUGGCUGGCUCCAUGGAACCAGGCUUUGCCAAGACUGUAGAAAGGUACAAUCCAAACAGAAAUAUCUGGGAGCAAGUCUCAAACCUAAUAACCAGAAAGCAUUCUUUUGGCCUUACUGAAGUUAAAGGAAACUUGUACAGUAUUGGUGGACAUGGCAAUUUCAGUCCUGGCUUUAAAGACGUGGCCAUUUAUAAUCCCGAGCAAGACAAAUGGCUUAACCUGGAGUCAGCACCAAAGAUUCUUCGUGAUGUCAAAGCCGUUUCUGUAGAAGACCGGUUCGUUUACGUUGCUGCUCGUACCCCAGUUGACAGUGAUAGCGAAGAUGGAUUGAGGGCGGUUAUUAUCAGAUUCGAUGUUGAAACAAGGCAGUGGCAGGAUGUGGAGUCUCUGCCGCUCAUUGAUAACUAUUGCUCUUUUCAGAUGUCUGUGGCUAACACAAACUUCUACCAUACGGCAUCGUGCUGCCCCAAGAGUUACCCUAUAGAUAAUGAGGAAGCCAAGAUUAAGAUCUCUGGCAGGGCCUCAGAUGAAAUACUUGAGAGCUUACCCCCAGAGGUCCUUAGCAUUGAAGGAGCAGCUAUUUGUUAUUAUAAAGAUGAUGUUUUUAUCAUUGGGGGGUGGAAAAACAGCGAUGACAUUGACAAGCAGUACAGGAAAGAGGCCUAUCGUUACUGUGCUGAGAGAAAGCGCUGGAUGCUUUUGCCGCCUAUGCCUCAGCCUCGCUGCAGAGCAACAGCCUGCCACGUGAGAAUCCCCUUCAGGUGCUUGCAGGGAACACAAAGAUACCCUAUGCCACAAAAUUUGAUGUGGCAGAAAGAUAGAAUAAGGCAGAUGCAGGAAAGGCAGAUGCAGGAGAUACACCGACACUCCCUGAGCUUACGGAGAAUGCCGCGCUCGCAGAUCGAGUGCUAG